GCAGCGCGCCCGUACGGUUGGUGGUGAUCGUGAGGGCGACGCGGGCGGUGCGAGCCUCCACGAUGGGCGAGGGCGGCUGGUGCUGGUGGUGGCGGAGCGGCGGAGGGCGGCGAGGGGGCCAGAGGAGACAGAAGGCCGGCGGGCGGCAGGUGGGCGUGCUGCCCCUGCUGGCCGUGGCGCUGGUGCUGGGGGCGUCGCGCUUCCCCCCGGCGUGCCUGGCCGACUCCGACGACGGCGACGGCACCAACGGCAACGCCAUCUCCAACUUCCGCGGCCGCAACAUGGACACGGACUACGACGUGUCCUACCGGUCCAUGGCCAAGGACUCGCUCAACGUGGGCUUCAUCAUGCCCAUCACGAGGCUCCGGCUGAGGAAGUACCAGGGCAAGAUCCGCGCCGGCCUCAAGCAGUUCAACGACGAGCUCGGGAAGUACCGCUUCAGCUACACCGAGUUCAUCCAGAGGCAGUUCCAGAUCAACCCCUCGCCGACCAAGAUCCUGGACGCCCUUUGCAAGAGCUUCCUGCCGAUGAACGUGUCCGCCAUUAUCUACACGACCACGGACGAGAGCUUCGGGCGCAACACCGCGUCGGCCCAGUACUUCCUGCAGCUGGCCGGGUACCUGGGCAUCCCCGUCAUCGCCUGGAACGCGGAUAAUUCGGGACUGGAACAGAGUAAUUCACUUGUUAAUAAUUGUCGUUUAAGGGUAUUAGAAAUCACUGAAGAAUAUGGUGGAGUAUGGGAUCGUGUACUUGGGGUAUUCGGAAUCACUGAAGAAUGUGGUGGAAUUUGGGAUCGUGUACUUGGGUAA
Molecule: messenger RNA, 809 nt
Organism: Penaeus vannamei (Pacific white shrimp)
Lineage: Eukaryota; Metazoa; Arthropoda; Malacostraca; Decapoda; Penaeidae
Source: RefSeq, a predicted model, not a curated record